CACCUUCUCAUAACUGUUUCCGAGAUGCGGGGAGUUUGCGAGCAGAAGCAACAAGGAAGUUGGGCGUCAGGAGGGGUUUAAAAGGCGCCUCACUCACUCUGCCGAGAUGCUUAGCGUUCUGGAAAACCGUUAGAAACGUUCGGAGCGUUCGUAACUUUUCUCGCCCUCCCUCCGCCGCCUCCGUUUUCCCUCCCCAUCCGUUUUCCCUCCCCAGCCAGUCACUGCUGCACUAGGACCCGCAGAGGACCCGCAGAGGACCCGCCUGCCAACCAGAAUAUACUGUACUUAUAGUAAAGUACGUACGGAGUGGAAGGACAGUCUCCUUCCUCUUAGAACAUCCUCUCUCGCCAGUUCCCAACCUCGGACUCCCGACACAAUGACCACGGACACCACCAACACCACCACAACCACUACGGCUACCACCGACACCACUUCCCACCGCCACCCCUUCGCCCACUAUAUCACCCUCCUCCUCUCCCCCACAGCCGCCACAACCUUCACUGCGCCCCUCGCUCGCUCCGCUUCACUCGAAAUAAUGGCCGGGCGAGCAACAAACGCUCAAAUUGGCGCUUUUCUUGUGCUCUUGAAGCAGACGGGGUUGGAGACGGAUCCUGCGAUUGUCGCAGCAGUGGCGAGUGCGAUGAGGGAGGCUGCUUUGGGGGUUGAGAAAGGGUGCGUGAACGGGGAUACUGGAGAUAUCGGGGAGUGGGUGGAUAUUGUGGGCACGGGUGGGGAUGGGAUGGACACUUUCAAUGUUUCGACUGCGGCUGGCAUUGUUGCUGCGGGGGCGGGUUGUUCUGUUGCCAAGCACGGCAACCGCGCAUCAUCAUCGAAAUGCGGGUCGGCCGACGUGUUGGAAGCCCUCGACUGUCACCUAACAAGCGUGACCCCCGCCUCGGUCCCCACAUUAGUCAACAAACCCAACGGUGGCUUCUGUUUCCUGUUUUCGCAAAAAUUCCACCCGGCCAUGAAAUACGUCGCGGCUGCCAGGAAAGAGUUGGGUGUGCGCACGAUCUUCAACCUUCUCGGUCCCCUCUCAUCCCCCGCCCGCCCGACCCGCGUAGUAGUCGGCGUCCACACCCCCUCCCUCGGCCCCAUGAUGGCCGAAUCCCUCCGUCUCUCCGGCGUCACCCGCGCCUGGGUCGUCUGCGGCGCGAUGGGUCUCGACGAGAUCUCCCCGGAAGGCGCCACGCACGUGUGGUCGCUCACGGAAUCGGGCGCGGUGGAGGAGGGCAUUGUCACGCCGGCGGAUUUUGGGUUGGAGGGUGGACCGUUGAGGGAUGUGGUUGGGGGUGGGAAGCGGGAGAAUGCGAGGUUGAUGAGGGAGGUGCUGAGGGAUCCUACUGCUAUCUCAUCCUCUGAGACCCCCACGACGUCAGAACAUACGAGAAAGGCGAUAACGGACUUCAUCCUCCUAAACGUGGCCGCAUUGCUCUACGUCGCGGGCAAAGCGCCCUCCCUGGUUGCGGCCGUGGAGCUGGCGAGGGAGAGUAUCAACAGUGGAAAAGCGUGGGAGGCGCUUGUGGCGUUUAGGGAUGAGACGCGGAGGUUGAGGGAAGUGGAGGGCAGGGAGGGCGGGGAUGUGGGGUUUGUUUAGGGGUUGACAGGGUUGAAAAAGUUGAAAGGCGCCUGUCUGACAGGGUUGAAAGGCGCCUCACUCACUCUGCCGAGAUGCUUAGCGUUCUAGAAAACCGUUAGAAACGUUUGGAGCGAGGCCCGCAUAUCCCCUAAUCUGCAGAUGGCAGAUGGCACGCAUAACCCUAAUCUGCACAACAGAAGUUACCCUCCAUUGUCCGUUAACUUCGUUGGUGAGUUGGGCGCGUGCGACUAAAUAGCGGGACGCAACCGACCAGCCGCCAUAGCGCCAAGGCACUACAUUCCAUCUUGCACUUCGCUCACAAACAUCUGGAAACAGCGGCUCCCGUUCGCUCCAAACGUCGUCCUCACCUCUCACACCACAAAGGGCUUAGUCGACUGUACAGAGUCCUAGCCCUCAUCGCGCCGCGCGCACAUUGCCA
Molecule: messenger RNA, 2018 nt
Organism: Fimicolochytrium jonesii
Lineage: Eukaryota; Fungi; Chytridiomycota; Chytridiomycetes; Spizellomycetales; Powellomycetaceae
Product: glycosyl transferase family, a/b domain-containing protein
Exons: 4
Coding region: 377-1597 (406 amino acids)
Biological process (GO): L-tryptophan biosynthetic process
Cellular component (GO): cytosol
Molecular function (GO): anthranilate phosphoribosyltransferase activity
Source: RefSeq, a predicted model, not a curated record